UGUGGGGGAGUGUGGCUGGAGUUCGUGAUCACUUCCUGUGACUAUGAUCCCUUCUGGCACGCAGACAUAGAUUUCUACUCCCCCAAUAGCCCAAAACCGACAUUCGACCAGCAACAGAACGGCAAUUUAGACCCACAAUCCCGCAGCCCUUCACAACAACAACAACAACAACAACAACAACAACAACAACAACAACAACAACAACAACAACAACAACAACAGCAGCAGCUUCCGAAAGCGACAAUGGUGGACCAGCUGCACAGGAAGGUGGUGGUGGUGAGUCCAGACAACUCCAGAGAGGGCGUGUACAAAUUGAGGCUGAGUGGCUUCAGACGCAACACCACAGUCAGAAUAUUCACUUCGGAGAGCGAUCAGAGCAACUACCGGAGUGUGUUCUACCCUACGAGUAACAACAGUGGGGAGGUUUGGGCUGAACUGGGGCAGUCGAAUCACUUGAAGAACAUGUGGCUCAGCUGGCCCAGAAUGCCACGCCCUUAUGAAGACAUGGGCGAGCACUUGACAUGUCUCACUGUCGUCUCAUACACUGCAUUCGACAGGUGUUCCAGCUGUGUAUAUUCGGCCAUGCAGGACAGUGGGUUGAGUGGGAGUGGAGUUAUGUAUGGGCAAUGCAUGAAACCUUUAUUUAGAAAGUGUGCCACCAACUACAACUACGAACCAUACCUUCCCGAGGAAUUGCGUUACGAGAACGAGAAAACGAUUGGGUUGAUUUCGAAGAUGCACCCAGUGACAGGUUUCACCACCCCCUACUUCUCCCAAGUGGUGCCGAGGGGGGAGUACAAGGAGCGGGCCAGUCCAUUCAUGCUCAGAUAUCUCUCCCUAAGACCGAAAGAGGAGAUCAGGAUGGACCUGGAGGAAGUGAUUCAGAUGAACUGGUCCAGGAUAUACCUCCUAGUUCAGCCCUGCUAUACGCCCGUGCGGGUGAAGGUCGGCUCUGCGAAGCGAGUAGUGAAGGACUCCCUGGAAGUGUUCCAGGUCUCCUCCGUCUCGUCUCCCUACUCUUCCUCCUACUCAACUGUCAAGUUGAGAAACGGACACAAACAGAUCAUAGCUAUGCGAUAUUUCUUCACAGAUGACGUCAGCAGCCACAGUCCACUUUCGUUCACAUCCGAAAUCCGAGUCAGUCUGGAGACGACCAAGAACGACUGCGCCUCCCCCACACUCACCCUCUAUAAUUCAGAACCCGAGACACACUAUUGCGUAAUAGCCACAGAAAUGAGACACGCGAGUGACCAGCUCUCCGAUUACGAGACGUCCAAAUGUAUGAACCCGAGACGAGACCCGAGUGGUUUCGAGCGCCGAAAGUGGGAAGUGUGUCACAUAACUCCAUCGUUAUCCUACUUCGCACUGGACCCUCUGAGGCAAUCUAAACUAGGUCUGGAUACCUUUCCCACACGAACUGAUUUGGCAGUCGAAAUAUUCGCAAGGCCAGCAAACAACUUUUACGCCCUGGAAGUGUGGUCCAAAGUGGGAGAUAUUUUUCAAGCCCAAAUUGAGAGCUGCUAAAUUGAGCUUUGUAAAUUACUGAAUUUCCUGCACAGUUUUGUUUUAAUUAAAUCAUUUAUAUUUUUU
This is a messenger RNA of Symsagittifera roscoffensis, 1590 nucleotides long. RefSeq lists its product as uncharacterized. The record is from RefSeq and is a predicted model, not a curated record. Gene Ontology annotation, molecular function: DNA-binding transcription factor activity, RNA polymerase II-specific; RNA polymerase II transcription regulatory region sequence-specific DNA binding. NCBI's taxonomy places the organism in Eukaryota, Metazoa, Xenacoelomorpha, Acoela, Convolutidae. Gene Ontology annotation, biological process: regulation of transcription by RNA polymerase II. Gene Ontology annotation, cellular component: nucleus.